AUGAAGAAAACCUUUAUAACUUUCAUUCUAUUGAUCGUUGUAGCCAUUUCUUCGAAAUUAGAAGCAUCAGAGCUCCGAACUCGAGGGCUGACUUACAAUGAAGCAUAUAAUAUAGAUGUUUCUCGCUUGAGUUGCCAUGCUAAUUUCGAUUUCAUCAUUGCUGAAUUAGAGAGAUGGAUAGAUAUUAUUGAUAAUCGAGAAUAAUUGAUAAAAGAUUUAGCGAUAAUCAAUACAAUCAUAAAUAUAGUUGAGAAAGCGAAAGGGACAAUGUCUGUAAUUCAUUAAACUAUGUUGGUGGAAAUAAAAUAAAAAAUUGAAUAGUCUCUUUAGAAUAUUUUUAUUCAAAAUAAGUGGGCGGCCUGCAGAGUUGAAGAUGCUCUUGAAUAUGUUGGCUAAUUGAAUGCUACAUAAACAAAUGAGGAGAAAAUAUAAUUGGCAAAUUAAAUUAUUGCUCAUUUGAGAUAGACUUAGGAGCAAAUAUAUCAAUAUUUGAAUCAGUGUUAAUACGUUCAGAGAACUGUAAAUUUGAGAUAAAAAGUUACAUAACUUAAAACGUUAAGGAGAUUCUGCUAAUAGGACAUCAAAAAGGUAAGAAGAAUUUUUGAAGAUGAACCUGAUUCGGAAGAGGACAUUAUUUACUAUGAUGAAAUGCCAGGAGAAACAAUAUAUUAUUAUUUUGAAGAAGAGGAUUUAGAAUCAUUAAUUGAUGACAUUGAUCAUGAAACAUAUCAUUUGAUUCGGGAAAAAUAAAAGGAUCAACUAAAUAAGGAUGUGUCUAAUGAUAUAAAAUAGGAAACUAAAGGAAACAAAAGAUAUAUAGCUUUGGGGCAUGAGAUUGAUGGAAAAGUUAAGAAUUCUGAUGAGGAUAACUUGAAUAAUCAUGAAAAUUAAAAUUCCGAGUCUUAAAAAACCGAAACUGAAACUGAAAAUGUCGUAUAAGCAGUAAAAGUUUUCAAAGUCGAAGAUUUAGAUAAUUAAGAAUAUCAUUCGUCCGAUGACAUUAUUUCAAAUGAUAAUAAUAAUUAAGGAGAAGGAGAAACCUAAGUUGAAGAAAAAUUUAAUUCAAUUUAAUCCUCAAAAGUGUAGAGAACCUUUGAAAAUAGUAAUAAGCCACUAGAAGUAAAAAAUCAAUCAGAAGAAGAGGAAAUUCAUGUUGAAGAAAAUUUUAACUCAGUUUAAUCUACAAAGGUCUAGAGAAACUCUGAUAGUAGUGAUAAGCCAUUAUAAAAUCAAUCAGACGAUGGAGAUAUUCAGGUUGAAGAAAACGUUAAUUCAAUAUAAUCUACAAAAGUCUAGAGAACAUCUGAUAGUAGUGAUAAGCCAUUAGAAGAAGAAACUCAAGUUGAAGAAAAAGUUGAUACAAUUUAAUCUACAAAAGUUUAGAGAAACUCUGACAGUAGUCAAGAGGGAGAGACUGAGGUUGAAGAAAAGUUUGAUUCCAUUUAAUCUACAAAAGUGUAGAAAACUUCUGAAAGUAGUAAAAAGCAAUAAGAAGUAGAAACAGAACCAGAAGACCCUAAGAAGUUAAGAUAAUAAUAAAUUGAGGAUGAGAGAUCAUUCAAAAUAUAAUCAUUAAGAGAAGACAUUGAUGUAAAUGAACCAACUGCCUUUCAACCACCAAAACAUAAAGCUAAUAUAGGGAGGGUUUAAGAAAGAAAAAUUGUUGCGGUAAAUACAAAAUAUUAGGAUUCUUAAUUCGAUGGAGAAGCUACGGAAUAGUUUGAAUUUAAUGAUAGAGCAUUAUUAUAGGAUUCAUCUGAAUAUGGUUUUGGAUAUUGGGUGAGAUAUUGCGAGCAUGGCACUAAGGAGCAUGCUAGAGAAGAGGGAGAGUAUUAUUUCCUUUCAAGAAUGACUAUUAAUGAGGAAUUUGAUGAUUUUUCAUUUUAUGGGGAUAGAGCCUUAGCUAUUUUUUUAUUUGAUAAUUCAUUCGUGUUCAGUACUUAUGAUACAAGUGACAAGGUAAAAACUAAGGAUAAGGCUGUAGUAUUAGAUGAGAAUAUGGAUGGAAUGUGGUAUUUUGUGAUGUUCUCGUAUAGCAGUCCUUUAAGAAAGGCUGUAGGAUAUGUUGCUAGCUAUGGAGAAGGGAAUGGAAUUUACAGAGUUGAAAUUGAUGCAACUCACAUUCCUCCUUCUUAUAUAAAAAUGAUAUUUGGAGGUAAACACAUGAAUUAUUAUGGAUUAAAUGGUUAAUUUGCUAAUAUAUUUUAUGAUAUUGAUGCUCCAGCAUUUAUUGAUGGGGAUGAUGCAUUAGAUGAAGUGCUUAAGACUUUGAGUAAUCCACCUUAGAAUGUUCCUGCAGUUAUUGAUGAGAAUAUAUUGACGAAACCAAAAUCUUUCAAUGGAAAUGAAUAGGGCGAGUCAUUCCAUUUUGAUCCACAAGAAUCAUAAUUAAUUAUUGAAGAAUAUGCUGUCGGAUUAUGGUUUAGAUGGAUCGAUGAUCUUAAAGUAGAUGAACCUAAUACAUUUUAAAUAGUUAAUUUAAGAUCAAACAAGAAUAAAGCUCCAGGAAAAGGAGUUUUAGGAGAUAGAGCAUUAGAAUUGCAUCAUACUUUCGGAGGAGGAGCAAAAUGUGCCAUUUAUUUUAACACUUACACAAUUAAAGGAAGUAAAGCAAAAGGAUAAUCAUAUUUAUCAAAGACAGUUGAAAGUUAAGAGUUUAUUUGGACUUACGUAUACUUUGGCUAUGAUAAUGAUGGUGGUAGAGCAUAUGGUGCUCUUAUCAAGCCAGGACAAGUAGGAGAAAUUUAAUUUAAAGGGAUCUAACAUAAAUUAGUAAAUAAUUUAAUGGUUACUCUUGGUGGCGAUGAUGUGAUAUCUCCAUUUAAUGGUAAGAUUGGAUAUGUUGGUAUUUAUUUGGGAACUGGAGCAUACAGAGAAGGACUAGACUUUGGAAUGACAUUCAACUAUGGAGAUGGAGUAAUGGCAGUUUAUUAAGUGGGUAAACCUGUGACAUAUGUUGGUGGAGACAUAACCUCUGCGAGAUAUGUUCAAUAUGAUUCUGCUGAAAAUGUUGUUGAUAAGAUUAUAAUUCACAAUGAUGAAGGCAUGAAGAUUAAUGGAUAAAGUGAAUAUGCAUUCGGAAUGUGGACUAGAUGGUUGAGCACAUUGCCCAAAUAUUUGAAUAAAAGAGCUCCAAUCCAUAAUAUAGCCAGAUUGGGAACUUAAGGGUAUGUGAUUGAUUCGGUUAAUGGAAAACUUGUGAGAUUAAAUGCUAACAGACCAACUACGCCGAAGGAUACAACUUUGUCUAUAGCACUAACAACCGAUUCUUACGAAUUUUAAACCUUAGAAGAGAAGGAAGAACUUCCAUUCACAGUAUUGGAAGGUCGCUGGCAUUAUGUUUACUUUGGAUACAAGAGACAUGUAGAUAAAGGAUUAGCCAAGGGAUAUGUUCAAAAUGGAGUUGAUGGGGAAGUAGAGGAAAUCAGCUUUGAUACAUAUCAUGACUUUUUAUUUGAAUAUGUAGAAUUCGUAAUUGGCAAAACUGCUGCUCCAUUAUUCAAUGGUGAAAUGGCUAGGAUUACUUUCUCCUUUGGACCAGGGUCGUUUAUUUCAACAACUGAUAUUUUGAAAUUAUAUACUCAAAAUUCUCUUCCAGAAAGUGCUUAUAUCCAUCCAAUUUCAAGACAAACAUUGUAAUUAGUUGGCGCUCCUCAAUAAAUUAAAGAAGAACCAAUCUAAUUCGAAUUCGAAAAGUAUCAAGGAGCUGAAGAAUAUGCAUUAUCAGGAUGGGUUAAAUGGAAUGGGCCUUUAAAAACCGGAAAAAUUGCUCAUCUUAUUACUAUGGCUUAAAAAAGAAUAGAUGAUUUGGAUGGCAAAAAUGAGGAAACUUUACAAAUUACAAGGGGAGAUCAAGCCUUUACUUUCAUUACUUACAAUCAAAAUGAAGAAGAGUAUAAAUUGGCUGCUCAUGAUGAAUAAUAUGGUGAAUAUGCAGAUCAAUGGACUUAUAUUUAUUAUGGAUUUUCUCAAUCAUUAAGAAAAACAUAUGGGUAUUUGAAGUACACAUUUACAGAGAGUGAAUUCAGAUAAGAAGAAGUAAAUCAUUUUUACUUAGCUGUGUUUUCAGUAUUAAUUUAAGAGAAACAAUAAUUCUCCAAAUUUAUAGGUUAAAUUAAGACAUGGGUGAUUAACGUUGGAGACGGCGCUUUUAGAGAAGGUGGCUUUGAUGAAAAUGAAAAUAUCAAAGUUCAUUUUGGAUUCAUUAGUGGAACAGAUCACAUCAAAUUAUAAUAAGCUGGUUAAGAAGCGCAUAAUGAAGAAACUAUCUUAGAGUGUUCAUCCCAAAAUAAAGAUGUUCCCUUAAAGAUUGAAUUUGAACAAAGUGAUAAAUUACAUUUACAUGGUGUCAGUGAAUAUGGUUAUGGUUAUUGGGUUAAAUUUUAAUACUUCUCAAAUAAAAAUACAAUUUACAGCAGACCACAAUUAAUGGGAUUGAGCAGAUUAACAACUAAUAGAGAUUACAAAGAUUUUGAUGCCCCAGGAGACAGAGUGCUUUUAAUUUUAUUAGGAAAGUCCUCAUAUCAUUUUGCAACAUAUGAUGUCAUUACAAAAUCAAAUAAUGUUGCAGGAGAUAUUCCCUAUUAAAUUGAAUCUGAAAGUGAAUGGACCUAUCUCUAUUUCAGUUAUAAACGUAUCUCAUAAACGCAAGGACAUGCAAUGGCAUUCUCCAAUUUUAAAUAAAUUACUUCUGGAAUUUAGAUGGAUGUUAUGCAUUCAUUAUUAAACGAUUAUUUGUAAUUAAUUAUAGGUAAUGCAGGAAAAUAUUAUUCAACAUUCAAUGGUCAAAUCACAACAAUUCGUUUCAAUUUGGGACCUGGAUCUUAUGUUGACUCGAAAUAAGGUUUGUUACAAAGGAUAAAAAAUAAGGACACUAUUCCAGAUACUCUAUCACCAACAAAGAAUUAUGAAGUUUUGAUAGGAAAGCAUGAUGUUGCUACAAUCGAAGAAGAACACCAUAUCACCCAUAUAAAUGAAGAGGCUAGAGAGUACAGCAUCUAAUUGUGGUUUAGAUGGUUCAAAUAGUCAGUCAAAACACAAUAAUUGAUAUAUAGAUUCACAUCCACCAAUCCUGACAGCUUAGCAGAUGCAUAAAAAAUAGGAGAUAGGACUUUGGCUCUAUUUCAUACAGAUGGCAUAGAGUUCAGUACUUACAGUUUAAACCCAUUUUCUUUAUCAAAUUCAUAUGAAGCUUAGAUUCCAUCAUAGUAAUUGGAGGUAUGGACUUUUGUGUACUUUGGAUAUUCAAAGCAUAAUGAGAAAGUUAGUUAUUAUUUAUAGGCUGAUGAAGAAGAGCAUUAAGGAUUAGAAGUUGCUUUGCAUGCAGUUUCAUCUAACUAUUGGUUAUUUUUAACAAGGGAUGCUUUGAUCAAACCCUUUGAUAGUAGACUUGCCUAAGUUAUUUUAAAUAUAGGGGAUGGCAGUUAUAGAGAAGACAAUUUUCAUACUCUUUCAGUUUAUUUGGCAGCACCAAAAUUAUUUAGUUCUGAUAGUAAAUUUGAUUGGGAAGCAGAUGAUACAAUAACAUUGGUAUCAAGUGACCCUGAUAAAUUGGGAUAGAAAAUUACAUUUGCUGAACCAGACAGAUAAAUAGAGAGCGUUUAAGAAUACUCAGUUGGUUUAUGGGCAAGAUAUUUAUAAGCUUGGCCAGAGAGAUAGUGGCAUACUCCAACAGAGAUGUAAAUUUUCAGACUCACAUAUAAUGAUGAAAGAGAUAGUGGUAGAAUUGCAAUUGGAGACAGGGUUUUGAGUGCUUAUGUUAUUCUAGAUAAUUAUUUAUUUGGUACGUAUGAUUUAAAUGAUGAUGCUCCAAAUGAAAUCAGCACUAUACCCUAUUCAAACCUAGAAGGUAAAUGGCACUACAUCUAUGUUGGUUAUAAGAGGUAGUUGUAGUAAGCGAAUUAUUUUGUUUUCAAUGGUGAGGAGAUUAAGUAUGCUACAAAUGAGAAAUUAUUGCAUAAACCACUUGGAGAUUAUGUAAAUUUGAUUUUAGGAGGAGAAAAUGAAAUAUCUCCAUUCUAAGGUUUAUUGACAUAAAUAGCUGCUCAUUUUGGAGUUGGAUCAUUUAUAAAUGACGGCGAAGAACUAUUAAAAUCAAUUGACUCUAGUUUUGCCUUGCCUUAAGAAUUGACAGUAGAAUACAUUCACAAACAGAAACAUGGUUAAUAAUAGUUGAUUGGAGAAGGGGACAAUAAUGAAGGUAGUGAAAGCACUGGAGACACUUGGAGUGGAGUGGGUGAAUAUGCUAUAUCUGGUUGGUUUAAGAUCUCAGAAACUUAAGUAAAAAAAGAAGGAGAGAUAAACUCUAAUUGUUAAAUAUUGUUUAGAAUAACUAAUAAUGAUAAAGAGCAUUUGAAUGAUCGUAAAUUAUAAGGAGAUCGAGCAUUACAUGCUUAGAUAUGUGCAGGUGAUACAAUUAAAUUGAGUACCUACACUCUUAAAGGACUUAAAGAUUGGAAUGAGGCGAAAUUCCUGGAGGAAAAGGUUGAACUUAUUGAAUCAAAAAAGGCUUGGUCGUAUAUUUAUAUGGCUUAUAAUGAAGAUGCAGGUCAGAUUCACACAUUGUUGCAUCUAUUUGCAGAAGACAAACCAGUCAUUUUUAAUGGAGUCUAGCAUUUUGUGCCUCAUUUCAUUGGUAUUUAUGUUGGGAAGGAUCCACAUUCAAGAAAAUUCCAAGGUGAUCUUUAAAAAUGGGUUGCUUAAUAUGGAUAAGGUGCAUUUGUGGAUGUUUUAAAGAAAGGAUAUUAAGACCAUUUACCUAACUUUAGACACAUUCAGAUCAAUCAAAAACAUCUAUGGUCUGAAAAAGAGAGUCACAUUAUCCAAACCCCUGAAAAAUUAGAAGUAACCUUUACAGAAGAGACAGAAUCUGUUGAUGAAUAUGCUGUAGGUGUCUGGACAAGAUGGCUGAUUGCAUUCCCUACCACAUUAAUUGACAGAUCGGAUGUGCAUACAAUAUUUAGGUUCUCAAAUAAAAGAUAAUACUAAGAUAAGAGUGAAUUAGGAAAUAGAGUUUUAUCAGCAUUUCUUACUUAUGGAAAUUAUGAGUUCAGUACUUAUGAUGCAUCUAAACCAGCAAAUGCUGUUGAUGGUUAAUUGCCAUAUGAGAACAUUGAAGGAGAAUGGACCUAUGUUUAUGCUGCAUAUAAAAAUAAAUAGUUCUAUGGAAUGAUAUUGUUUAAAGAACAAUAGAAGGCAGCUCAUCUCACUUUAGAUGUCACCCAUUAGGUGUUGACUGGAUAUGCACAUUUUGUAUUGGGAGCAAGUGAAUUCGGUUACAAAGCAUUUCAUGGCUGGUAUUUUGAUCCAAGGAUUUUCUUAGGUUCUGGUAGCUUCAUCAAUGACUCACAAAAAGUAGUUGAGAUGAUACAUAAAUUACAUCGCUCACUACCUGUUUUUCCACAACAAGCUGAUGAUUUUGUAUGGCCUGUUUCUAUGAUGGAUACAACCAAUUGGGAGGAUAUGGAUACUAAAAAGGAUAAACUCAAUUAUGAAUUCGCUGAUAGGUCUUAGGUUCAUUCAUAUAGCUUUGGUUUUUGGUAUCAAACAGCUGUUUUAUUACCUGAAAUGGAAAAUGAUUUUAGAGGAUUAGUGAGAUUAACUACUAAUAGUCAAGAUAUAGCAGGGGAUGAAAAAUUCAUAGGAGAUCGCACACUUGCUGUUUUUACAAAAACUGAUGAAUUGUUGGCCAGUACAUACACUAUAAAGGAUCCUUUAUUUGAACCAGUUUCCCAUUCAUUUGAAUUAAUAAAAAACCAAUGGACAUUUGUUUACUUUGGAUACGAAAAAGGUCAUGCAAGGGGGCAUACGUUUUAUUGCCAGAAGGACCUCAAGAAAAAAGAGCUUUCUGUACAACAUAUCAUACCUAAUGAAUUCUAUUUACAUAUCAUCAAUGACAUUGGUCAUCCUUCAUUUUGGGGUAAAAUUUAUGGAUUGAAAGUCAAUUUUGGUUAAGGAAGUUAUCUAGAAAAUCCAUUAGAACUUAUAGAGAAAUGGCCAUAUGAUCCAAAAUAACAUCGAGACUAUGAUAAGUAAGGCUAAAAGACAUUAUCUAUUAAUUCUGCUAAAGUUUCAAAAAUGAGCUUAUAAAUAACUUAUGAAAUAAUUAAAUUUAAUUAAUAAUUUUACGUGUUCAAUAAUGGAAGAACAAGAACUCAAUAGUAAUAGCCAAUCAAUCGAGAACCUGAAUAACCUAUAUAAUAGCCUCCUGUGCAAUAAAGAUAAGCAAAUGCAUACUAAUAGCCAUAACAAGAUAAUCAUUAAUAAUAAUACAAUGCAUAAUAAUAAUAACAUGCAGGUCAAUAAUAAUACCAACAAUAACAACCACAUUAACCUUAAUAAAUAUUUCCCCAAUAAUAGGUAGAGUAGUAGCGAAAACCAUCAAAAAUAGAUGUUGAUUAGAUUCCUAGACCAUAUGUAAAGUCAGAGGAAUCUAUCCUGUUCUCAACAGCUCCUGCCCCUUUAUAUCACCCUCCUUCUGUGCAUCAAUUUUAUUAGACUUUUGAUGAAGGAAAUUGCGGUCCUAGAUAUAUGAGAAGUUCAGUAUAUGCAAUAGGAAAUGAGCCCUCUAUUCUACAAUAAACAGAGAUUCCAUUUGGUAUCGUUGUUUAGCCACUAAUGGAACCAUCUCUUUUUGAAUCAGAAUUGCCUUAAGUAGAAUUUACGAGUGAACCAUUGCGUUGCUAGAGAUGUAAAGCAUAUGUUAGUCCUUACUUUUAAUUUGGUUAAGGAGGUAAUAUCUAUGUGUGCAACAUUUGUAAAAUGAAGAAUUAGGUGCCACCUGAUUAUUAUUGUGUGUUGGGUUAGGGAAACUAAAGAGGUGAUAAAUUUUAAAGAGAUGAGUUAAAUAAAGCCCCUACUAGUUAUAUAAAAAAGGAGAUUAAGAACACUUUGAUAUUGUUCUGUAUAGAGUUGACUCAAAUAUCAGUGGCUAAGGGUUUGUACUCCUAAGUGAUUUCCUCUCUUCAAUCAAUUUUGGAUACCAUUCCAUAUCCAGAUAAAACAGACGUUGCAUUUAUAACAUUUGAUUCAAAAAUUUAAUUUUAUAACAUUCCUAAAACCUUAACUGGAGAACCUUAAAUAAUAGUAGUUAGUGAAAUUGAUGAAGCUAAUGUGCCACUUCCACCAGAGAAGCUAUUCUUAAACAUAGAGAAUGACAGAGAUAAAAUUGAUUAUAUGUUAGAGAAGCUCAGUAAGUUUGGGGAAACCAUUACUCAAUAGGCAAAUUAACUUGUUUCUGUUGGAACAGUGUUAUCAAAUGCAGUCUAAUUGAUGUAACCCAGAAGUGGACGUAUAUUGUAUUUUGGAUGUUCAGCACCGAGAUAUGGAAUAGGCAAACUACCAUAAAAACCAACUGACACUAAAUUAUUCGGUACUGAUUAAGAGAAGUUGUUUUAUUAACCUAACGAUCAAGCUUAUGUGAAGUUAGGACAAACAUGUCUCAGGAAUCACAUCUCAGUUGACUUAUUUGUAGCGAACGAUGAAAAUUUUGAAUUAGCUACUGUCUCUCCAGUUUCAAAUUUAACUGGGGGCAGCAUUUAUUUUUACCCUCAUUACAACUAAUAAAUUAAUGGAACAGAAUUACAUUAUGCAUUAUAUAGGAACCUUACAAGGUCUUAUGCUUAUGAUCUCAUCAUGACUGUCAGAACUUCUCCAGGAAUUAUAUUGUUUGAUUAUUAUACUGGAGGUGGAAAAAUAUCUGUUAGAGAUUUGGAAUUGUCUACUCUAAAUUCAGAUCAAUCCAUUGCUAUUAUGUUGAAGUAAGAGGAAAAGAUAUUGGAUCCUGAAGCCUAUAUCUAAUAUGCAUUAUUAUUCACUAAUUAAUAAGGACAGAGAGUGAUUCGAGUGUUCAAUUUACAAUUGUAAGUUGUUAAUAAAAACAGUGGAAACAAUGCAUGGCACAACAUUUUCAAAACUGGAGAUGUCGAUUGCAUUGCUACCUUACUAAGCAGGAAGAAUCUACCAAACAUCAUGGUUCAACCGAUUAAACAAAUUAGACAAACUCUAUUCGAGUCAGUUGUCAAUAUCUUACAUGCUUAUCGAAAAUAUUGCUCGAGCAAUAGUCCUUCAGGAUAGCUGAUUUUACCAGAAGCCAUUAAAAUCUUACCUCUUUAUUUAUAAACUCUAUCAAAGCGUGAUCUACUGAAAUACGGAAAUGUGAGAAUAGAUAAUAGAAUCUUUGAAAUUCAUUUAGUUUUGACUCAAUCAAUGCAUUUUCUAAAUAAUUUCUUUUAUCCUAAACUGUUCCCAAUUCAUGACAUUAAUAAUUAACUUGUGGCUGACAAAUAUUAUGUGGGUACUAUGACUGACGAAGAAAAGACAGCAUUGCCACACAAUAUUGCCACCACAAUCGAUAAAAUAAAAUCAGACGGAAUUUACCUCUUAGAUACAAGCUAAUUCAUAUAUAUUUAUGUCGGAUAGAAUGCAGAUUAAUAAUUAUUAUAGAAUCUAUUUGGAGUGAACUCUUUUGCAGAACUAAACUCGAUAGAAUUAUUUACAAAAAUUGAGACUGAUUACAGCACCAAAGUCUAAAAUAUCAUCGAAUCAUUACAGUAGAUCAGAGGUGGCACUUAUGUUCCUGUAAGAGUUGUUCGCUAGAAUUCUCCAUAGGCUUCUUUAGUACAAUCAAAAUUGGUUGAGGACGAAUAGCAACUUGAAAAAUCAUAUGCUGACUAUCUUUGUGAAUUGCAUGGAGCUAUCUAAAAUAAAGGAGGUGUGUGA
Molecule: messenger RNA, 10719 nt
Organism: Paramecium tetraurelia
Lineage: Eukaryota; Ciliophora; Oligohymenophorea; Peniculida; Parameciidae
Exons: 12
Biological process (GO): intracellular protein transport; endoplasmic reticulum to Golgi vesicle-mediated transport
Cellular component (GO): COPII vesicle coat
Molecular function (GO): zinc ion binding
Source: RefSeq, a predicted model, not a curated record